GAAGACAACUUCCCUCCCGGAAAUGUGACUGCCUGUGUAUGCUUUCUGGCUUUCCUUUCUCACGCACGCCGCACUUCUCUUUGCAAACACAGACAUCAUGGCGGACGUACUGGAUCUUCAUGAAGCGGGAGGCGAGGAUUUUCCUAUGGAUGAGGAUGAGAGCAUCCACAAGUUGAAAGAGAAGGCAAAAAGAAGAAAGGGAAGAGGUUUUGGUUCAGAGGAAGGAGCCCGGUCCAGAGUCAAAGAGGACUAUGACACAGUAGAACAAGACGGCGAUGAGCCCGGACCUCAGAGAUCUGUGGAGGGUUGGAUCCUGUUUGUGACAGGGGUCCACGAGGAGGCCACUGAGGAGGACAUCCAUGACAAGUUUGCAGAGUUUGGAGAGAUCAAAAACCUUCAUCUUAACCUUGACCGCAGAACAGGUUACCUUAAGGGUUAUGCACUGGUGGAAUAUGAGACCUACAAGGAGGCCCAGGCAGCCAUGGAAGGGUUAAAUGCCCAGGACAUGAUGGGCCAACCAAUCAGUGUUGACUGGGGCUUUGUCAGAGGGCCACCCAAGGGAAAGAGGAGGGGUGGUGGAAGGAGGCGCAGCAGAAGUCCAGACAGGAGACGGCGCUGAUCUCAGAUCAUCUGUAUGUUACCUCCAAUUGGCAAAGGACAUGCCUGUCACUUCCACAGGCAGUUUCAGAUCACUCUCAGAAGAGUCCAUUUUAUUACUUUUGUUCUGUAUUUACGUAAUGUAUCUCGCUAACAGCUGUAUGGUGUCCAUUUCUCAACAGCAAACAUGUAUGUAGCUUCAUAGUAAUGUACUUGAGGCCACCAAAAAGACAGCCAUACAGCUCAGUGAAGCCCCCACCUUUUUUUGUUGUAAUUGGAGGAUUUUUCUUUUUUUUUAUGAAUUCCCUCAAUGCUAUUUGAGGGGUAAUGUUCUUAGCAGCCUGCUACUGUUUUGUGUCGUUAUACCAAGGCUAUCACAUGGGGAAUUAAAUACUUUUAAAAUGA
Molecule: messenger RNA, 1002 nt
Organism: Osmerus eperlanus (European smelt)
Lineage: Eukaryota; Metazoa; Chordata; Actinopteri; Osmeriformes; Osmeridae
Gene: rbm8a
Product: RNA binding motif protein 8A
Exons: 6
Coding region: 98-619 (173 amino acids)
Biological process (GO): RNA splicing
Cellular component (GO): cytoplasm; exon-exon junction complex; nucleus
Molecular function (GO): mRNA binding
Source: RefSeq, a predicted model, not a curated record